CUAACUCGUAGCUUCGCUACGGAGCAGGAAUGAUGAUGUAAACAAGCCGAUUUCCGCUUUUCAAAAUCACCACUUCCUGUCCUUCCCUUUUCAGAGUAAAAGCUUUAAAGACAAACAAGUGACUGCAGUUUAAACAUCUAUACAUCUGUUGUUUAGUGCCGUGUCAAAGCUGGGAGUGUCUGACGGGUCUCCCCUCCUCUCCGAGCCAUCCCAUUCAUUAAAGAAAGGUUAUAGCCUGCAGACGCACUGAGGGAGCCAGCCGCUUCACGAACUGCCUCGUCGCACGUGAAAACACGUCUCAGAGGAGAACUGGACUAACACACCUGAAGGCUUCAAUGGAGAAGAGCCAGAGCCUGGAGGCAGAGGACACCUCUUACCUGUGUUUCCAGAGGACUCCUUCCCUCAGGCGCAAAUGGAGGAAACGUUACGGCGGCCUGGACGGCAACAAGCUGCUGGAGCCCAAUAAAGAGCCAGACAUGAAAGAUGAUGGAGGGAUGACAGACGAGGGCCAGCAGAGGAGCUCUGAACACCAGGAUACAGCACCCCGUCCAGCUCCCAGGAGCCUGAUCCAGAGCCAGACCCAGACUGCAGUCCAGAAGCCCAUCAGCCUCGUCAGCCCUGGACCUGCAGUGUCAGCCAGUAACGGCUGCCUGAAGCCUCCUCUUCCUCAGGCCGUGGUCCAGCCAGAGGACCGAGGACCCCCACCCGCCCAGCUGUGGUUCCCUCCCCAGCAGAGUCCGUCCAAACGCAGGGCGGCUGCUGAUGUGCUGUUUGACAGCUUCGCUUCAGACGGAAGAGUUAACGUCAGCCAGUUCUUUGAGGCCAUCUGGAGCUCUGGGCUGCAAAGGUCGGACCCUCGGCUCCGAGAGUGUUUCUUCCACCUGAGGAAACUGCAGGACGCUGAGGGAGCAGUGGACAGAAACGCCUUCCACAGAUGCAUCACAGGAUUCGUCUCUCUGAUCCUGAAGGCUCUGCAGGGACGAUUUGUCAUCCCAGAUUUUUCCACCUUCACGGAAGAAACUCAGAAGUUGUUUUCAAGGUGCCGUCAGCUGUCGUCUGUACAGGAGAAGGAAAAGGAGAGUGUGGACGGCACCAAGUGGGGCGUCUCAAUCUGCACUGUGGAUGGACAGAGAUUGUCUCUGGGCGACUGGGCCGGCUCUCUGGCUCUGGCCGAGGUGUCAUGGCCACUGGUGUACGGCGUGGCGGUGGACCUGCUGGGCUCUGACCUCGUUCACAGAUACGUUGGCGUGGAGGGGUACUCUAGAUACGACUCUCCGUUCACACUCACUAAAACAGGAAUUCCUCACAGCCCGCUCACUGAGACAGGAGCCAUCAUCACUGCAUCUUUACUGCAGCUGGCGGGGAGGCUGAGUGCAGAGGAAGAGGACAAGUUUGACUCAGUGCUGAAUGUCAUCCGGAGGCUCUGCAACAAGGAGUACGCCAACCUGAAGUGCACCAGUUAUGAGAGCAGCAGGAGGGCCAGCGUCCGACUCCACGCUCUGACCUUCUACCUGCAGGAGAAAAAGUGUUUUCCAGAGAAGACUGACAUUAAUGCUGCUGUGGAUCUGAUGCUGCAGUGCGCAUCAACAGAGCUCACCUGUGAAUCAGGAGCUGCUAUGGCUGCUUCGUUAGCCAAUGGGGGCCUCUGUCCACUGUCAGGUGACCAGGUGCUGUCGCCGGCGGCAACGCGGAGCCUGCUGUCCAUGAUGCAGGUGGCGGGGAUGAAAGAUUACUCCACAACCUUCCACUACAAGACGUCCGUCCCGGCCAUGUCGAGCAGCCGCGGCCCCCUGCUGGCGGUGGUCCCUGGUGUUUUGGGUCUGAUGGCGUUUUCUCCUGAGUUGGACGCCUGUGGAAACCCCUGGAGGGCCGUCCACUUCUGCCAGGAGCUCAUAUCAACAUUUCAGCUGCACAGUUUUGACAUCAGGACUCCGUUCAGGCAGAUUCUGGCCUACAGACAGUGGAAGGCUGAAGCUGAGGGAUACCAGAUCAUGAAUGUCCUGCUGGCAGCCUUCAAAGGAGACGUCCUGGCCCUGAGGAGGUACUUUCUGUCUGGAGUGGAUGUGAACGCUGUCGACUAUGACGGCAGGUCGGCGCUGCACGUGGCAGCUGCCGAAGGCCACACAGAGGUGAUCCGCUUCCUGUUGGAGAACGCAGGCGCGAACGCCACCCUGAAGGACAGAUGGGGGAGCUCUCCUCUGCAGGAGGCCCGGAGGCACAACAAGGAGGCUGCUGUCCAGCUGCUGCAGGGAGCCAUGUGACCCCACACAGCUGUAAUCUGACCUCUGACCUCUGACCUGUCAACAGAGUGAUGAACAAAAACAGAAGGUGGAAGUGUGGGACAUGUGACAGGAGAGUCAAACAGGUUUACUGAGCGGUCAGGGUACCUCUGCCGACUCAAACCUUGUCCAUGUCCCAGACUCAGGGACGGCGGGUCCAUUUAGUCACCAAAUCACAUUAUUUUAUAAGGAAGGGACUGCUGUUAGACUUGUGAGGUCCUGUGAGGACUGGAAGCAGCUCCCGGUUGGCCCGACUCGAGGGAUGAUUAAUAUUCUGUCCACGCGAGCUUCUUUUCUGCUGAUGAGAAAAGGCUGCAGCGUUUUGUUUCUGCCGAGGGAAACGUGGUCUCCUGCUGUGGACUCGCUCGCUGUUUCACGGUUAAAAGCUGAAGACGGCCACAGAAGUGAGGUGGUUUUCAGUCAGCUGAGCCUUUAACGUGUCUGAACAUGUACAACAUACAUGAUGAUGUUCUUUGGAAAACAAAUAAAACGCAAGAGAAGAGCAUUCAGUGAAACACCUGCAAACUCUGGAUGUGAAGUCUUGAAUAAAAGAAGGAAAAC
Messenger RNA from Scatophagus argus, 2840 nucleotides. RefSeq names its product glutaminase like (gene glsl). The record is from RefSeq and is a predicted model, not a curated record. The coding region runs from base 336 to 2261 and encodes 641 amino acids. Gene Ontology annotation, biological process: L-glutamine catabolic process. The transcript is spliced from 22 exons. Gene Ontology annotation, molecular function: glutaminase activity; protein binding. Lineage: Eukaryota; Metazoa; Chordata; Actinopteri; Scatophagidae.